Messenger RNA from Apus apus (common swift), 3441 nucleotides. RefSeq names its product SOGA family member 3 (gene MTCL3). The transcript has 6 exons. The coding region runs from base 1 to 3285 and encodes 1094 amino acids. The record is from RefSeq and is a predicted model, not a curated record. NCBI's taxonomy places the organism in Eukaryota, Metazoa, Chordata, Aves, Apodiformes, Apodidae. Gene Ontology annotation, biological process: regulation of autophagy.
AUGGACUUCAAUUCCCGAGUUUUGGAGUCCUCAGCGUGUCUUGGAAGAGUCCCUGGCAAAUCUGAAGGGAAAUCUGUUGUUGCUUCCACGUGUGCAACCCUUUGUACAGCAGUCUUUCCCCACUCGGUUGUGACAGGCGCCUGGAAGAGGCCUUUGAGGAGGCAGACAGGUGCGGUAGCAAUCCAGAUUGGUGCUCGGCUUGGUAGCGAGGACGAGAGAGAGGGAAGGUUGUGUGUGCAUGGAAACUUAACUGUGAUGUGGGGGGGAGGGCUUGGCAUCUGGGGGAAAAACGCCCCUAGACGCAACCGGGAUGGGAGCCGAUCCCAGCCUGAGCCGUGCGGCGUGGACUCCCUCCCGAAAGCCCCUCGCUCCGGAUUGGCGCUGGGCUUUAACCUCGCCCGGCUUGUUACCGGCCGCCGCUCUGCCCGCAGGGGCCGCGGGGCCGGGCAGAGGAGCAACCGGGGCACCGCGGCGGCGGGGAGCAGGGCACGGGCACGCUGGCCGCCGGCCUUGCCUGAGAGCCCGUCUCCCCGCCGCCCCGGGGCCGUCCUCCCCGUCCCCCGACAGGCUUUUCCGCUCUUCUACCCCCCAGCUCCCAGGGCGGCGGCGGAGGCGGAGGACACCGCCGGUGAUGGACGCCCCCCGGAGAUAGCCGCCGCCAUGAGCCAGCCGCCUGCAGGGGGCGCCGCCGCCGAGCCCCGCCUCCAUCCCGAGGGCAGCAGCGGCCGGAAGCCGCAGCGCGCCUCCUCUCCGGCCAGGGCCCGCGACAACCCGCCGCGCCCGCCGCCCGCCGCCGCGCCCCGCGCCCCGCCCGCCGGCCCCGCCCCCAAGGCCGCCGGGGCGCGGCCGCCGCCGGGACAGGCCGCCCGAGGCGCGCGCGGCCGCGCCGCCGAGAGGGCGGGCGGGCGGGGCGCGGGGCCGGCGGGAGCUGUCCAGCCCGCGGGCGGUGCUGAAGGGCCGCCCGCCGCCGGGAAGGGCGCCGCCGAGGAGCCGCCGCGCGCCGCCGAGGAGGCGCCCCCUGCGGGGGGAGGCGGCGGAGCGGGGAGCGAGCGGGAGGGGCCGGGGGCGCCGCCGCCGCCCAAGCAGUGGCGGGGGAAAGCGGGGCGGUCUCCGCUGAAGGGCGCGGGGGAGGCGGCCCCGGCGCCUCCAUCUUCCGCGGGAGCGGGGAAGGGCCGCGGGGCGGCGGGAGGCGGCGGCGGCGGCUACUGGAAGGAGGGAUGCCUGCAAAGUGAGCUCAUCCAGUUCCACCUCAGGAAGGGGCUGGCAGCGGCCGCCCAGAUGCAAACCAAGGGCAGCAACCACAGCGGCAGCGCUUCCUCCGCCUCCUCCGCCUCCGCGGCCGCCGCCCCGGCCGAGCCUCCCCCGGGCGCCUCCGCCUCCUCUCCCGCUGCCAUGGCGGCGGCCGGGGCGGAGGGGCUGCGGCAGGGCGAGGCGGACGGCGGCGGCAGGAGCGGCGCCCCCGAGGGCGCGCUGAGCCCGCAGCUGCAGGAGGAGAUGCAAGAAGAGAUGGAGAAGCUGCGGGAGGAGAACGAGAGCCUCAAGAAUGAGAUAGAUGAGCUGAGGACGGAGAUGGACGAGAUGAGGGACAGUUUCUUUGAGGAGGACGCUUGUCAGCUUCAAGAAAUGCGCCACGAGCUGGAGCGAGCCAACAAGAACUGCCGGAUCCUUCAGUACCGGCUGCGCAAGGCCGAGCGCAAGAGGCUCCGCUACGCCCAGACCGGGGAGAUCGACGGCGAGCUCUUGCGCAGCAUGGAGCAGGACCUCAAGGUUGCAAAAGAUGUAUCAGUGAGACUUCACCAUGAGUUAGAAAAUGUGGAAGAAAAACGUACUGUAACAGAAGAUGAAAAUGAAAAAUUAAGACAGCAGCUUAUUGAAGUUGAAAUUGCCAAACAAGCCCUACAGAAUGAACUGGAAAAAAUGAAAGAGCAAUCACUGAAAAGAAGAGGGAGCAAAGACCUACCAAAAUCAGAAAAAAAGGCACAGCAGACACCAACAGAGGAGGACAAUGAAGACCUGAAAUGCCAGUUACAGUUUGUCAAAGAAGAGGCAGCCUUGAUGAGGAAGAAAAUGGCUAAGAUUGAUAAAGAGAAAGACAGGUUUGAACAUGAACUGCAAAAAUAUAGAUCGUUUUAUGGGGAUUUGGACAGUCCCUUGCCAAAAGGUGAAGCAGGUGGGCCACCUACCACAAGAGAAGCUGAACUGAAGCUUCGAUUGAGACUUGUGGAGGAGGAAGCUAAUAUUCUUGGGAGGAAAAUAGUGGAACUAGAAGUAGAAAAUAGAGGACUGAAAGCAGAGCUUGAUGAUUUAAGAGGAGAUGAUUUCUCAGGUACUGCUAAUCCACUCCUGGGAGAACAGAGUGAAUCCCUGUCAGAAUUACGACAGCAUUUGCAACUAGUAGAAGACGAAGCAGAAUUGCUGAGGAGAAAUUUAGCUGAUUUGGAAGAACAGAAUAAACGUAUAACAGCUGAGCUGAACAAAUACAAGUACAAGUCUGGGGCCCAUGAGAACUCUAGGCACCAUGAUAAUGCCAAGACAGAAGCGUUACAGGAGGAGCUAAAAGCUGCACGAAUGCAGAUUAAUGAGCUGAGUGGCAAAGUCAUGCAACUCCAGUAUGAGAACAGAGUCUUAAUGUCCAACAUGCAACGCUAUGACUUGGCCUCUCAUCUUGGAAUCCGUGGCAGCCCCCGAGACAGUGAUGCAGAAAGCGAUGCAGGUAAAAAAGAGAGCGAUGAUGAUUCCCGUCCCCCUCACCGCAAAAGGGAAGGCCCCAUCGGUGGGGAAAGCGACUCUGAGGAGGUCCGCAACAUUCGGUGCCUGACACCCACGAGAUCUUUUUAUCCGACACCCUCUGGAUGGCAGAAAAGCUUCGCUGACAGGCAGCAGAUGAAGGACAUUCGCUCUGAAGCUGAGCGGCUGGGCAAGACAAUAGAUCGCUUAAUUUCUGACACAAGCACCAUCAUAACAGAGGCGAGAAUUUAUGUAGCAAAUGGGGACCUCUUUGGACUGAUGGAUGAGGAAGAUGAUGGCAGCAGAAUACGUGAGCAUGAGCUUCUUUACCGGAUCAAUGCACAGAUGAAGGCCUUCAGGAAAGAGCUCCAGGCUUUCAUCGACAGACUCGAAGUUCCGAAGUCUUCAGAUGAUCGAAGUGCAGAUGAACCUUUGUCAGUGAGUCAGAUGUUCCAGCCUAUCAUUUUACUUAUUCUCAUCCUUGUAUUAUUUUCAUCCCUUUCAUACACAACAAUAUUUAAACUUGUCUUCCUUUUUACACUGUUUUUUGUACUGUAAGCCAUUCAUCAUUUACUGUUCAUUGUAGUAUUAUUUUCAGUUUGUUUAUUUUGUCCGUCCUCCAAGAUAAGAAGUGCAAGAGACAUAGAUUCUGUAAUAGCCACUGCUGUAAAAACACUGAAGACUACAUCUUUGCCAAAAGCAAAACAAAACAAA